This is a messenger RNA of Myxocyprinus asiaticus (Chinese sucker), 330 nucleotides long. RefSeq names its product erythropoietin-like. The record is from RefSeq and is a predicted model, not a curated record. The annotation marks the transcript as partial. Gene Ontology annotation, cellular component: extracellular region. Gene Ontology annotation, biological process: nucleate erythrocyte development. NCBI's taxonomy places the organism in Eukaryota, Metazoa, Chordata, Actinopteri, Cypriniformes, Catostomidae. The transcript is spliced from 2 exons. Gene Ontology annotation, molecular function: cytokine activity; hormone activity; erythropoietin receptor binding.
GUUCAGGGACAGGCUGCAGAGGUGCAGACCAGACUGUCUUUACUGGUCCAGGCUCUAAGUUCAGCGAGACAAACAGUGAGCAGCUCACCUCUGGCCAGCACACUGCACAACAACAUCAGUAAAAUACACAGCCUUGGCCAGAUCCUGCACAGCCUCCACUUACAGCAGGCCAAGUCCUUAGUUCUUCCAGAUGAUUCAGCUCAUACCAGCACACAGACACAGGAGGUCUCCUCUCUCCCAGAAAUUCUGAAGGUGCAGAGCAGUUUCCUGCGAGGGAAAGUCAGACUCCUGCUUUCAGCUGCACCAGCCUGUCAAAAGCAAAACAGCUGA